Emericellopsis atlantica is the source of this 905-nucleotide messenger RNA. RefSeq lists its product as uncharacterized. The record is from RefSeq and is a predicted model, not a curated record. NCBI's taxonomy places the organism in Eukaryota, Fungi, Ascomycota, Sordariomycetes, Hypocreales, Bionectriaceae. Bases 218 to 682 code for a protein of 154 amino acids. The transcript has 3 exons.
GGCAAAAGUGGCAUGGGGGCGAAUAUAAGAACACCAUCAUCUCACAUUGUGCUGGCAGCGUUUCUGUUGCGACCCAGCAUGCGACCAAUCGCGCCUCUCACGUGUACCCCGCUUUUUCCUCCAAUCAUCAACGCUUCCAUGCGGAACCUUAGGCCCACACGCCAAUCUGGCAACCUCGUCUCCCUUGCAACUACACCAUACUCAAUCGUAAUUCGAAAUGGCAACGGCCAAAUUGAUUGCAGUAUUUAGAAGGUUUCCCAAAGAACUCUUUCGAGUGAAUAAUGGGAGAAAAGUCCAGUUGCGUACCUGGACGCCAAGGCGACGCGUGUAUGAUAUCUCUCUGACAAAUGGGCUUGUCCAGCCAAAAGCUACGAAGCCCACGAGUUAUGAAGCUCCCAAUGGCGCGUCGAUGAGGCCUAACUCACCCUACCAGCAAUCGUUGGUCUCGUGGCGGUUUCGGGGCGACGAUGUUAUUGUCUAUGGAGUGCCUGAAGGAACUGCGCUUCCGGACGAUCUUCUGCUGGUACAUGAACGAUCAGAUCAUUACUCCCUCCAGCCCGCGGUGUCAAUGACUAUCACAGAGCUCAACGGAAAGAUCACUCGUUUCCUCACCGCAAAUUCAAGAGUCUUCACGAGAGAGCAAUGGAUAGAGACGUAUCCGGAAGCAACCGAAAGCUCUUAGGCACGAGACAAGCGCUAAGCACAUCGAUAAUGUUGUUCCCUGUCAGGAGAGAGCAACGGUGACGACCAGCGACCGAGCUAGAGAUGCUGAACAAUAAAACGACGCGUUCGCAAUGCAACAACCGCUACUUGCGCGAUGUUGGUAACUGGGAUUAUGAAAAGUCCAUGGCCGUAGUAAACAAACAAAGAGCGCGGCCAUCAGGCACGCAUGGCUCGAUCCUACA